ACCAAGCUGAUCGUGCGGAUCACACGAAACGUUACGAUCACAACGACAUAAAAGGGACUAUGUGCAUGUGCGUGAGUGUGUGAAUGGAAAGGACUCCAGUGCAGGACUCUUCUCCCAGGACGAUUUACGAGUGAUACUCAGUGAAGUGGCUUAACAGCGUGAAUAGUGAAUACUAGCACGAGAAUUGGAACCCUGGAACCAUAAGCAGUAGUUCCCUAAAUAGUGAUUUGGGAAUUUUUCAAACAGAAGAUUCCCUGCUACAUGACUCACGAAAAAGCCGAACAAAACGACUUCUAAGCCGGGUAUCAUCAGCACCUUCUCGGAAUACGAAGCGCAUCAAAAUGUUGGGCUUCCGAGCGAUCGGAUUCCUUUUCCUCGUCCAGACAACAUUAACCUUUGCGCAACUGUUUGGUGAUAGCGCUAAUGCGCUGGCACCGAUAGGAGGCAGUCGGAAUGUACUUCGGCAAGGUGAUCGCUCAUCGCAGCAUGAUCACACGCACAUCGAGACGAUCGAUGUCAAGUGUGACCAAAGGAGUGGUAUGCUGGUGACGGUGCAGUUUGAAGAUGAUUUCCGUGGGGUCAUCUACAGUCAGGGCUAUCAUAACGAUCCCAAGUGCCGCUACGUACAAGCGAACCAGGGUGGAAGGCAGUUUACCUUCACCGUACCAUAUAAUGGGUGCGGCAGUAAACCGUCCUGUGCCGUGUGCGCUUCGGUGGACAACGUUCUCGUCAUCCAAACGGAUGAGGACGUGCAGGAGGUAUGGGAUACCGCGCGCCGUAUUUCGUGCAGCCAGAGCGAGCAGCAGCAGAAUACGAUCAUCUUCAAACCGUUCGUCGUCGAUCAGCUGGAGGUAGUCAAUGUACCCACAUCGACCGGCGGUGUCGAGUGCUGGAUGGACAUACAGCGUGGAGCCUACCCAAGCAUCUCCCCUAUUCCCAGUAUCAUUAAGAUUGGCGAGGCGCUCAGCGUGUUGGUGUAUCUGCGCGAUCCCAAAGGUGAAUACGAUGUGUCGGUGAAGGAUUGCUACGCCUUCGACAGUGCAGACUACGAUGCAGCAUCCACGGCCAGGUUGCAGCUAUCGGACAAAAAUGGUUGUUCACGCAAGAAGAAGUUGUUUGGUUUGUGGCAGAAAACGACCCAAACGGGCAGUUCGGGGGCCACGCUCGUUGUGCACAAUAGCAUCAAAGCCUUCAAGUUCCCCGAUCGUAUGCAGGUGUUCUUGAAGUGUGAUAUCGAGAUCUGUCGUGGUGGUUGUGGACCUCAGGUUUGCGCCGAAGAGAACCUUAUCAGUGCAGUGCAGACAAGUACAAGUCGUCCGACGGGGCCAACGCGGGGAAGACCAAUCCCAACCACCACUCAACCAUCUAUAGUCCCAACACGUGGCCGUCGUCCUCCGGUGACGCAACGUCCAACCCUGGCGCCUCAGCUCCCACCAUCAACGGCUCAACCACCACGUCGAGGUACCCGGCCUCCACGUCCGAUCGAAACAACGCCUUCUUACACAACACCAGCGCCGGCACCUUCCCGACGCACUCGUCCUCCAAACACCCGUCCACCUACCAUUUCCACCACGGAAUUUAGCUGCCAACCAGGCUCUACUGAUGAUCGGUGCAACGACGUCAUCGUUACACAGCGCCCUGACUGCUCGCGAGGAUCUCGUGAUCCUCGUUGUCGAUCUCGAGGCACACGACCAACCCCCGCUCCUUCGACUCCUUCCACUCAAACACCUCUCCGAUGCUUCCCUGGAUCAACGGAUCCCCGCUGUCCUACCACAUUCCGUCCCAGUGUGCGUCCAACAACACGUCCUCCACCACCACCGCGCACCACGCAACGUACGACGACUACAACAGAAAAAGAAGAGGUGUACGAUGGUGUUCCCAACUGUUUGCUGCGAUUCGAUGAUCCUCGCUGCUCAGAGAUCGCCAUCUUUUUGCCUGAAAUCCCACAAACUCAAGUUACUACGCGAGCACCUAUUGUGCCAACCGUACCGUCGGUGACAAGUACUACGGCGUUGAACUGUUUCCCUGGAUCCAACGAUCCUCGUUGCCGGACACCAGUUCUUAGAUGCCCACCAGGAACAACCGAUCCGCGAUGCCCAGGUUUCGUGCGUCCUCAACUUUCCACAACUCCCGCUGCUCGUUGCUACCCAGGCUCCCCUGAUCCACGUUGCCCACAGCCAACCCCAGCACCAAAGGAGGUCGCCACAUAUCUACCUCCAGUCGAUAAACCAAACUGCUACCCUGGUUCUAGUGAUCCACUAUGCCCAUCGACAACAAGACCAACGCCAACCACUCAGCCUCCACUGCGAUGCUUCCCAGGAUCAACUGAUUCCCGAUGUCCUCAAACAACGAGACCGGCACCGACAACUACACCUGCUCCACGCUGUUACCCCGGUUCGACUGAUCCACGAUGCCCACAAACAACAACACGUCCAGUACCGACAACUACUCCUGCACCUCGUUGUUAUCCUGGGUCUACCGAUCCUCGGUGUCCGCAAACUACAACGAGACCAGCGCCAACAACUACUCCUGCACCGCGUUGUUAUCCUGGGUCUACCGAUGCACGAUGCCCUACAACUCCUCGCCCAGUACCGACAACACUGCCACCACUUCGAUGCUAUCCAGGAUCGACUGAUCCUCGAUGUCCUCAAACGACAACAAGGCCAGUGCCAACAACCACAGCUGCACCUAGGUGCUAUCCGGGAUCGAAUGAUCCGAGAUGUCCUAAACCAACAACCACUCGUCCCGCACCUACUACAACCCCUGCUCCUCGUUGUUAUCCAGGAUCCAGUGAUCCUCGUUGCCCUCAAACAACUGCUCGUCCUAUUGAAAAGUGCUUUCCAGGUUCGCGCGACCCAACAUGUUCUGAUAAGCAGGACUCGGAAACAUAUCUACCACCGGUGGAACAACAAAGAACAACAACCACUGCACGCCCAGCAUGCUUCCCAGGAUCGACUGAUCCACGAUGCCCACAGACCACUCCUCGCCCAGUGCCUACAACACAACCACCACUUAGAUGCUAUCCAGGGUCAACCGAUCCACGAUGCCCACAGACCACUCCUCGCCCAGUACCAACCACUACUCGAGGACCAUCGUGCUAUCCAGGAUCGACUGAUCCUCGAUGCCCACAGACCACUCCACGCCCAGUGCCGACCACUACUCGAGGACCAUCGUGCUAUCCAGGAUCAACUGAUCCUCGAUGCCCACAGACCACUCCACGCCCAGUGCCGACCACUACUCGAGGACCAUCGUGCUAUCCAGGAUCAACUGAUCCUCGAUGCCCACAGACCACUCCUCGCCCAGUGCCGACAACACAGCCACCACUUAGAUGCUAUCCAGGGUCAACCGAUCCACGAUGCCCACAGACCACUCCUCGCCCAGUACCAACCACUACUCGAGGACCAUCGUGCUAUCCUGGAUCGACUGAUCCUCGAUGCCCACAGACCACUCCACGCUCAGUGCCAACCACUACUCGAGGACCAUCCUGCUAUCCAGGAUCAACUGAUCCUCGAUGCCCACAGACCACUCCACGCCCAGUGCCAACCACUACUCGAGCACCAUCGUGCUAUCCAGGAUCAACUGAUCCUCGAUGCCCACAGACCACUCCUCGCCCAGUGCCGACAACACAGCCACCACUUAGAUGCUAUCCAGGGUCAACCGAUCCUCGAUGCCCACAGACCACUCCACGCCCAGUACCAACCACUACUCGUGGACCAUCGUGCUAUCAAGGGUCAACCGAUCCUCGAUGCCCACAGACCACUCCACUCCCAGUGCCAACCACUACUCGAGGACCAUCGUGCUAUCCAGGAUCAACUGAUCCUCGAUGCCCACAGACCACUCCUCGCCCAGUGCCGACAACACAGCCACCACUUAGAUGCUAUCCAGGGUCAACCGAUCCUCGAUGCCCACAGACCACUCCACGCCCAGUGCCAACCACUACUCGAGCACCAUCGUGCUAUCAAGGGUCAACCGAUCCUCGAUGCCCACAGACCACUCCACUCCCAGUGCCAACCACUACUCGAGGACCAUCGUGCUAUCCAGGAUCAACUGAUCCUCGAUGCCCACAGACCACUCCACGCCCAGUGCCAACCACUACUCGAGGACCAUCCUGCUAUCCAGGAUCAACUGAUCCUCGAUGCCCACAGACCACUCCACGCCCAGUGCCAACCACUACUCGAGCACCAUCGUGCUAUCCAGGAUCAACUGAUCCUCGAUGCCCACAGACCACUCCUCGCCCAGUGCCGACAACACAGCCACCACUUAGAUGCUAUCCAGGGUCAACCGAUCCUCGAUGCCCACAGACCACUCCACUCCCAGUGCCAACCACUACUCGAGGACCAUCGUGCUAUCCAGGAUCAACUGAUCCUCGAUGCCCACAGACCACUCCUCGCCCAGUGCCGACAACACAGCCACCACUUAGAUGCUAUCCAGGGUCAACCGAUCCUCGAUGCCCACAGACCACUCCACGCCCAGUACCAACCACUACUCGUGGACCAUCGUGCUAUCAAGGGUCAACCGAUCCUCGAUGCCCACAGACCACUCCACUCCCAGUGCCAACCACUACUCGAGGACCAUCGUGCUAUCCAGGAUCAAAUGAUCCUCGAUGCCCACAGACCACUCCACGCCCAGUGCCAACCACUACUCGAGGACCAUCGUGCUAUCCAGGAUCGACUGAUCCUCGAUGCCCACAGGCCACUCCACGCCCAGUACCAACAACUACACCACCUCCUCGAUGCUAUCCAGGGUCUACAGAUCUACGAUGCCCAACUACUCCUCGGCCUCAAACAACGACACGUAAGCCUUGCUUCCCGGGAUCACCUGAUCCAGCCUGUCCAAGACCGUUCGAUUCUACGACUCCCUCCUCGUGCUACCCUGGAUCACCGGAUCCCAACUGCCCGCAGCCUUAUCGACCAACUAGUACUAAUCCUCCUGCUACUUAUCUUCCACCGUUCCCGGCCGAAUCGAACGCAAGACUCGCCCGACACCUCAGCCCUGAAACGCUCAGUGACAUUAACGCGUUGGCUGAUGUGAGCGACCAUACUGGUACGGCAUCCGGUGAUACCGUCAAUACGAAUCCUGACGUCGUGAACCCAUCAGCCCCUAUCAGCGCCGUUGAAUCGCGGGUGAAACGAGACAUCAACCUAGCAAACGAAUUAGACGGUGAAUCGACUAGAGAAAUCAUCUCUAUCACGCUCAACAUUAAGGGCUAUCAGUUUGAGCCCGAAUCGUAAGCUGGCCAUAUUUAAGUAUCCAUGUGCGAGACAUCCAACCUUCAUAAUGUCAAAACGUAUAAUACUCAUACACAGUCGUAGCUAGAUUAAGAAGGUAACGAUAGAUGAAGAGACGAAGGGGCCCAAUCACCCGCAACUGAUGCCUUGUUAAGAAAUCAGGUACCGAACGCUCACUGUAAAUAUGAUCAAUAAAAUGUUUCUUGGCGACACACUACUAUACGCCAAGUUUAAGUUCUCCCAAGA
Messenger RNA from Anopheles aquasalis, 5474 nucleotides. Its product is annotated as zona pellucida domain-containing protein zye. The record is from RefSeq and is a predicted model, not a curated record. Lineage: Eukaryota; Metazoa; Arthropoda; Insecta; Diptera; Culicidae.